AUGCAUAUCCCUCCAGGAUCCCAGCAUGCGGCAGGGUUGGGCAACAGUGAAACGCCAAUACGCCCUGUCCAUUGCGAUCCAGAACAGAAAGCCAAGACUAACCGGCAAGCGACGGGUAUAGCUCAUGUGGACUCUAAGUGGCGACCGUCAUAUCAUCUUGCUGCGCCCCGGGGGUGGAUGAAUGACCCCUGUGGGCUUGGAUAUGACCCGGCGACUGGACUGUACCAUCUUUCCUUCCAAUGGAACCCGCACGGGAACGACUGGGGCAACAUCUCCUGGGGCCAUGCCAUUUCCAACGAUCUAGUGUCCUGGAAAAUAUUCCCUGAACCAUGUCUCACGCCGUCUGCGGAGUAUGAUCGAUGCGGCGUAUUCACUGGCUGCUUCCGUCCUCACGGUCCGGAUGGCAAGCCGGGUGUACUUACGUAUGUAUACACGUCCGUAAAUCAUCUUCCACUCCACUAUACUCUGCCGUAUGUCAAGGGCAGUGAAUCGCUAAGUAUAGCAGUCUCCCAUGACCAUGGCAGGACAUGGCAACGAUUCGACAGCAACCCGAUUCUCCCCGGCGCCCCUGCAGAACUCGAGGUGACAGGCUGGAGAGACCCUUAUCUGAACUGCUGGCCCUCGUUGCGGGCCCAGCGACAAGAUGGACUGGCCUCCCCGAACUUGUAUGGAUUUAUCUCCGGAGGUAUCGCUAAAGAGUCCCCAACAGUAUUUGUAUACGUUGUCAAUCCCGACAAUCUGGCGGAAUGGACAUACCUCGGGCCUUUACUUCACGUUGGCUUGAAUUUUCGACCCUCUCGGUGGUCGGGAGAUCUGGGCGUCAACUGGGAAGUUGCCAACUGUUUUACGUUGACUGAUGACGGCGUCUCCCGAGAUUUCGUGAUCUUCGGCGCAGAGGGACGCUUGUCUUCCGAGGAUGGAUCAAAGAGAGUACCGCGCUCCCUGCUCUGGAUGUGUAUUAAUGCCCGACCUAGACUGCAGGCGCAGAGCAUUUUCGAGCCUCUCGCAGAAUAUUCGUUCUCCGGGAUCUUCGAUCACGGGUGCUCCUACGCCGCAAACUCUUUCUGGGAUCCGGUCACAGAGCAGUACGUCGUAUACUGCUGGAUCACGGAAGAGGAUUUACCGGAUCGUCUGCGCCAUCGACAAGGCUGGAGUGGCGUCAUGUCUCUACCGCGACGAGUAAGGCUGGUGACUCUUGACAAUGUCAAGCGAGCCCACCAGUCGAAGCUGGAAUCCAUUACGUCUAUCGAAACAGAGCGCCAUUCGCAAAGUACACGGGUUCGAACAUUGAGUAUCCGGCCGGACCCCAGGCUCGGCAUACUUCGAACAUCAGCACGAGAGUUGCAUUUAUCCAAGGUACAUCUGGGCUUUUUGGCCAAUCAGCCCCCUGCAUUCUUGCCCUUGGGCACUGCUAGGUGGGAAUUGAACGCGACCUUUAUGGUUGGGAAGCACUGCGCGGCAGUAGGGUUGGAAAUCGGCCACAGCCCUGAUUUCCACCAACGCACUAUCCUAUCAUGGAAACCAUACGACGAGACGUUCACGAUCGAAAGGCCUUCGCCUCACGAUGCCGGUAUCAAUCACGACCCCGAGACCGCUCCGCAUACUCUCUUCACCUUCUGCAACAAUGAGGGCGAGGAGGUGACGGAACCGCUUCACGUCCACGCUUAUUUCGAUGCAAGUGUGCUCGAAGUAUUCGUGAAUAGCAGAACGGUCAUCUCCACACGCAUCUAUACACCUCACUCGCAGGCUUGCACCGGGUUGAAAUUCUUCGCCUCGGCAAUCGAAAGCCAGCUGAAACCAUCAACAUCUGCUGCUGCUGUGCUGCUGAGGGCAGAUGUUUGGGAUGGACUGAGCGCGAUUCGUGAUGAAAUUAAGUAUUAG
This is a messenger RNA of Aspergillus pseudoviridinutans, 1881 nucleotides long. Its product is annotated as glycoside hydrolase family 32 protein. Gene Ontology annotation, molecular function: sucrose alpha-glucosidase activity. Lineage: Eukaryota; Fungi; Ascomycota; Eurotiomycetes; Eurotiales; Aspergillaceae. The transcript has 2 exons. The coding region runs from base 1 to 1881 and encodes 626 amino acids. The record is from RefSeq and is a predicted model, not a curated record. Gene Ontology annotation, biological process: sucrose catabolic process.